CGCAGCAACAUACUUACAUCGGCUUCAUCAUCCCCAAGUGUCCCUUGGAUCCGGAGGGGAAAAACCCAGUCUACUCACCGAACCAGAAAGGCAUGCCACUUUUACGAACGACGCCCUUGAUUCGGUUGUUUUCUCUAGCCGAUCGAUAGUCACGCUCUCCCUGGCCGCCACCCAUCAAACUCCCCUACUUGACGAUUGUCCGUGAGCCUCGAAGAUUGCCAACGCGGACCAAAGCCCCCCUCCGUCGCGAUGCGACUCUUCAUCAUUCCCAUCUCGACCCGACAAGCCCUGAUCUAUGCUCGGCCCCUGGGCAAGAAUCUUUCGCAAGAGCGUUCGCUAGUCGACAAGGUCACGCAAAAGGCCGCUGAAACCUGGGCCAAAUGGGAGGAGGCCGACAAAGGAUGGAAGAAACAUCUAGUCUCUUGGGGCAAUCGCGUUCAACAGCGCAUCCCGUAUCAGGAAUGGGGUCUCAAAAGCAUCCCGUCUCUCAGUUCCCAACGGCGACUUGAUCCGUCCCACGGAACGACAAAGGUGGACGUGCUAUUCCCGGGGAAUGCGAUCCGAUCAGAAAGGCUUCAGACGAUGCUGCGCGCGAUCGCGACCGACCGGCAGGACCUGCACCGCCAGAGGAUGUGGUGGAGCUUCCUUGCGGCUCCCCUGACUGCGCCAAUUGGGCUGAUUCCUCUGUACGAUGCCCUUGGUAGAACAGCUUUCCUGCACGCGGCUAACCUCAUGAUUUUUUCUAUCAAUCUAGUAUACCUAACAUCCCUUUCUUUUAUCUUGCUUACCGGGGCUGGUCCCAUUGGCGAGCGUUGAAUGGCUCAAAGCACCUAGAGUUUCUACUGGAAAAGAAUCUACUCAAUCCGAUAUCACACCC
Messenger RNA from Aspergillus heteromorphus CBS 117.55, 877 nucleotides. RefSeq names its product mitochondrial K+-H+ exchange-related family protein. The coding region runs from base 250 to 816 and encodes 188 amino acids. The transcript is spliced from 2 exons. Gene Ontology annotation, cellular component: mitochondrial inner membrane. Lineage: Eukaryota; Fungi; Ascomycota; Eurotiomycetes; Eurotiales; Aspergillaceae. The record is from RefSeq and is a predicted model, not a curated record. Gene Ontology annotation, biological process: potassium ion transport; proton transmembrane transport.